CGGCUGGCUCCAGUCGCUGGGCCGGGCCGGGCAGAGCCGAGAGCGAGCGCUGCCCGCGGGGGGACUGGAGCCCGAGUCCGAGCCGCGGCCACUGCCGCCGCCACCAUGCGCUGGAUCCGCGCGCUGCUGAAGAAUGCGUCCCUGGCAGGGGCGCCCAAGUACAUCGAACACUUCAGCAAGUUCUCCCCGUCCCCGCUGUCCAUAAAGCAGUUUCUGGACUUCGGGUCCAGCAAUGCCUGUGAGAAAACCUCAUUCACCUUCCUCAGGCAGGAGCUGCCUGUGCGCCUGGCCAACAUCAUGAAAGAGAUCAACCUGCUUCCCGACCGAGUGCUGGGCACGCCUUCCGUGCAGCUGGUCCAGAGCUGGUAUGUCCAGAGUCUCCUGGACAUCAUGGAGUUCCUGGACAAGGACCCCGAGGACCAUCGUACCCUGAGCCAGUUCACGGAUGCCCUGAUCACCAUCCGGAACCGCCACAACGAUGUGGUGCCCACCAUGGCGCAGGGCGUGCUGGAGUACAAGGACACCUAUGGCGACGACCCAGUCUCCAACCAGAACAUCCAGUACUUUCUGGACCGCUUCUACCUCAGCCGCAUCUCCAUCCGCAUGCUCAUCAACCAGCACACCCUGAUUUUUGAGGGCAGCACCAACCCAGCCCACCCCAAACACAUUGGCAGCAUCGACCCCAACUGCAAUGUCUCCGAGGUGGUGAAGGAUGCCUACGAUAUGGCCAAGCUCCUGUGUGACAAGUAUUACAUGGCUUCACCUGACUUGGAGAUCCAAGAGAUCAAUACAUCCAACUCCAAACAGCCAAUUCACAUGGUCUAUGUCCCCUCCCACCUCUACCACAUGCUUUUUGAACUCUUCAAGAAUGCCAUGCGCGCAACUGUGGAAAGCCAUGAGUCCAGCCUUGUCCUCCCACCUAUCAAGGUCACAGUGGCCUUGGGCGAGGAAGAUCUGUCCAUCAAAAUGAGUGACCGAGGUGGGGGAGUCCCCCUGAGGAAGAUCGAGCGACUCUUCAGCUACAUGUACUCCACAGCCCCCACUCCCCAGCCAGGCACCGGAGGGACCCCGCUGGCUGGCUUCGGGUACGGGCUCCCCAUUUCCCGCCUCUAUGCCAAGUACUUCCAGGGAGACCUGCAGCUCUUCUCCAUGGAGGGCUUUGGGACCGAUGCUGUCAUCUACCUCAAGGCCCUGUCCACGGACUCGGUGGAACGCCUGCCUGUCUACAACAAGUCAGCCUGGCGUCACUACCAGACCAUCCAGGAGGCUGGUGACUGGUGUGUGCCCAGCACAGAGCCCAAGAACACGUCCACGUACCGCGUCAGCUAGGGGCCGCCACGCUGCCCUGCACCUGAGGACAGACUGCUGUCUCUGGGACCGGCCACCACGGUGACCCUCCCCACCCUACCCUCCAGGUGGGGGGAGGCUCUCCCCGAUGACCAGCUUCUGUCUGUCUCUAUGGAAGUCAUUGCGGUGACCAGUCCGUGGGGGCCCCUAAGUGCCAACCUCUGUCUCCAUGGAGACCCCUGGGUGGCCUCUCUGGUGUUCAGUCUUGGUGGGUGAUGCCUGAGGGCGGGCAUCAGUCUCCAUCCUGAUGGGGUGUCUCAGAGCGGCGUCUCCAUGGCAGUCCUCCUUUUUCAGAGCUGCCACUUUUCUGCCAGGGGUCUGGCGUCCCCCUCACUGCCCUCGCCUUCCAAGGACACCCUGCUUGCCUUAUCCUCACCCCCUAGCCCAUGCAGGGACCCUGGCCCUAGUUCGCCAUCAGCGUUAGGAAGGAGCCGGGUGUCCCUGGGUGGAGAAAGGCAUUGCACCCUUGGGCCCCUGACUGGGGACCUGGUCCUGCAGCACCUCCCUCCAUGCUGAGCUUUGAAGGUCAGGGUUAGGAGGCGGGAGUUCUCACCCAGGGCUCACCCUUAGGGUGAGAGAACCUCGGAGGACCCAGCCAGGCUUCUCAGAGCCCCUCGGGCACCUGCCAAGCCCUUCCCUGACAUGUCCUCAUAUGUCCACACCCGCCUGCUGGCCCCACACCUCCACAGGUCCACCUGAGCUCCAGACACCCCCCCCCCAUGGUGCCUGGACAUGCACGCGCUUGGGGUGGCCUUCUCCCUAGAAUGCUCUAUGUAUAUAGCUAGUUUUAUAGCCCCGAAAGGCCCCCACCCUUCCCCUUAGCACACAGGGGUUAAAGUCGUGUGUCCCUCCUAGUGGCUGUGAUGAUGGCUGUGACAUCCACAGUAAAGAGGAGGUGGAACAAGA
This is a messenger RNA of Suricata suricatta (meerkat), 2253 nucleotides long. RefSeq names its product pyruvate dehydrogenase kinase 2 (gene PDK2). Gene Ontology annotation, biological process: protein phosphorylation; regulation of glucose metabolic process. Bases 106 to 1329 code for a protein of 407 amino acids. The record is from RefSeq and is a predicted model, not a curated record. NCBI's taxonomy places the organism in Eukaryota, Metazoa, Chordata, Mammalia, Carnivora, Herpestidae. The transcript has 11 exons. Gene Ontology annotation, cellular component: mitochondrion. Gene Ontology annotation, molecular function: pyruvate dehydrogenase (acetyl-transferring) kinase activity.